AUGAACGGAAACGCAUGUUGUGAUUUAAAUAAAGAUGAAUUACUACAGUGUAGAAUAUGUGCUGAAUAUAUAAGUGAUAAAAAUGAUGUAGUUAAUAUAUUUGAUGAAGAUGCUAAAUGUAAUCAUCUUCAAACAAAGAUACGAAAAUAUCUUUACAUAUUGGUAUCCUCGGAAGAUCGACUCCCGAAAAUUGUGUGCUCGAUGUGUAUCAAGCGACUGGAAAACAUCCAUCACUUUGUUACAUUGGCACGCAGAGCGCAAGAUAAACUUAAAUUGCAGUACUAUGGACGAGAUGACAGCGAUAUUAAACAAAUUAAUGACAAUGAUGAUGGGAAAAGAGAUAAAGGAUUCUUACUUCGAUCUAUUCUUAAUAGGAACGAGAUUGACGAGUCUCACUUGUCAGUACGCCCGAUUGAAGAUGAAUCAAUACUUACUGAAGAAAUGGAAGUUAAAGUUGAUCCGAUGAUUUUUCUUCAGUGUGGCCUAGAUCGUUCUAUCACUCCAGAAUCUGAAUAUAACUCUGAUGAUGAUAAAAGUUAUACAAAAGACAGUUUAAGUGCAAAUGAAGAGCCAAAAAAUUAUUCAUCAAAUUUAAAUGAAGACUCAGAAGAAGACGAUGAACCUGAACCAGAAACAGAAGAUCAAUUGCUAAACAAACAAUUUAAUUGUACACUGUGUUCACGAACAUUUGAAAGCCAAAUGAAUCUACAGAAUCAUCUGUGGUCUCACAUACCCCGCGCGGAGUGUCAUUACGACGAUUCAAAAUCAAUUUCUUCAUUGAACAUCAACAACAACACUCCAAACAACGGGGUACUGAUGCCUAACACUUCUGAUAAUUCAUCAGGCAGCUUUGUCUGUCCAAUUUGUAAUAAAAAUAUCUCAACCAAAGGCAAUCUAAAAGUACACUUAGAAACCCAUCGGCCUAAAGGGAAGUACGGCUGUGAUAUUUGCGGACGGAUCUUCAAGACGCAAUCAAAUCUUUAUCGGCAUAAAGAGUACCACGGCGGUAUCCAAUUUCCGUGCAGUGUUUGUGGAAGAGUUUACCCAACAAAUUCAACGCUGCGUGCUCACAGCAUUACUCACUCAGAUUUACGUCCUCAUGCUUGUCCACUGUGUGAUAAAACUUUUAAGCGCAAUCAGGACUUGAAGUUUCAUAUUAAUCAGCACACUGGAGCGAGACCUUAUCAGUGUCCGUAUUGCCCCAAAGCAUUUGCCAGCUCUGGUAAUUGUUUCUCACAUCGAAAACGCAUGCACCCCAAAGAAGUACAUCGUGAUAGACAACGCGCGGCCGAUCUUAUGAGAUAA
This is a messenger RNA of Cotesia congregata, 1305 nucleotides long. The record is from the annotation of a GenBank genome assembly. Lineage: Eukaryota; Metazoa; Arthropoda; Insecta; Hymenoptera; Braconidae.